This is a messenger RNA of Dermatophagoides pteronyssinus (European house dust mite), 2351 nucleotides long. Its product is annotated as nose resistant to fluoxetine protein 6-like. Gene Ontology annotation, molecular function: acyltransferase activity, transferring groups other than amino-acyl groups. The record is from RefSeq and is a predicted model, not a curated record. NCBI's taxonomy places the organism in Eukaryota, Metazoa, Arthropoda, Arachnida, Sarcoptiformes, Pyroglyphidae.
ACUUUAGCUUUAGCAAAAAGUCAUAAUAAUAAUAAUGAUGAUGAUAAAACGAAUAACUACACUGAACGUUUUAUGAAAAAUUUUGAUAUUAUCUAUUUAUUUGGUCAACAAUUUACAACAAAAUUCUUAAAACCAUUAUACGAUGAAACAAUUACCGAUGAACAUGAUUUAAAUCUAACCAAAGAAUGUUAUCAUUCAUUAGAAAUGAUGUUUACACAUCCAGAAUUAGAAUGGGCAUCAUUAAUGUGGGAUGCUAGUGGUCGAAUAAUAAGACCCGGUUUUAUAAGCGGUACUAUAACCGAUUAUGGUGAUUAUGAUCAAUGUUUAAAUAUUGAUUAUUCGAAUGUCGAUGAAUCAAAUAAUCGUAUACAAGCAAGAUAUUGUUUAAUGACAAUACGAUUACCGAUUCCACCAGCUAAUAAACGAUUAAAUUUCAAUAAAACACGUUAUGAAAAUCGAUGGCCAUCAAAAUGGUGGAAUGAUCCACGUUAUCGUUUCUAUUAUCGAAUUGUUAGUGCUUUAUGUUUACCAAGCGAUUGUCAACGUAAUGAAAUUGAACAAGUAGCUCGAAAAGUAUUUAAAAAUUUUGAAUUCAAUAUCGAAGUUGAAGCAUGUCAAACCCGUAAUGAACAAGAAUCGAUGUCAUUUGAUUUUGCACAACGAUUUUCAAUAUUUAUUUUGGCCAUUUGUACAUCGACUGUAAUCAUUGGAACAAUAAUUGAUUGUUAUAAUCGUCGUUGCAUUUAUUCAAACGAAACUAGUACUGAAAUAAUGGAAUUUUGGAAAGGUUUUAGUUUGUUACAUAAUACGGAAAAACUUUUUACAAUAACUGCUUACGAAAAUGAUAAGGAUAAAACAAACGAAACAGCUCCUACUGAAUUGACUGUCAUUCAUGGGCUUCGAUUUCUAUUGAUUAUGUGGGUUAUUACAUGUCAUACGACAAAUUUUGCUCCACUUGGUCUUUAUGAUCAACCAAUGAUUGCUGCUCGUUUUGCCGAUCGAAUUCAAAUAGUUAGAGAUUUUUGGACACAAUUUGUCAUUAGUGGAUCAUUGUCUGUUUCAGGAUUUUUUAUUAUAAGUGGCCUUAUAUCACUUCAUACGGCAAUGAAAAAUCGUCAAACAUUUUUGAAAACAGUUCCAUAUUGGAAAUAUAUUCUACUUAGAUGGUUAAGAUUUUCACCACCAUUAUUAGGAAUGUUUUGUUAUCAAUUUUUAUGGCCACUAUUAGGUACAGGACCAAUGAUGCAUUGGGAUUAUCUUCGUUAUGGUCAUCAACCAUGUUAUCAACGAUGGUGGGCAAAUUUUUUAUUCAUAUCAAAUUGGUUUAAAUUAACUGAUCAAUGUGCAUCACAUACAUGGUUUUUAAGUGCUGAUUUUCAAAUUAAUCUUAUUGCUUAUUUUUUUAUUUGGCUUUAUGCAUAUGAAUAUAAAUCGGGUUUAAUUGCUAAUAUUGUUGCUUUAGUAAUGGCUAUUGUUUGUCCAACAUUAAUACAUUGGUAUUAUGGUGUACCACUUGUACAUGUUAUGGAACCUGAUGUUAACAAAUUGAAUAUUGCUUUCAGUAUGAUUGAUUUUUAUACAUUCAAUCAUUAUUCAGCAUAUUUUACCGGAUUAUUAAUAGCAGGAUUAUUACAAAAUCGUCGAUUUUCUAUUGAAAAAAAUAUCCGGCAGAUUCUAUGGUGGUUGGCAAUCAUUUUGGCUUUGAUAAUACCAUUUUCCACUUAUCCAUUCAUUCAAAUGGAACAUAUACCUGAAUCAUCAUUUAUAGCAAUUCUUUAUACAGGUAUAAAACGAUUUCUUUGGAUAUUUGCAAUCGGUUGGAUAGUGUAUGCAUCAUGUUCGGAAACAGAUAAAAAUAUUUUGUCUAGAUUUUUAUCAGCCAAAAUUUUUCAACCAUUUUCACGACUUACGUUUAGCAUAUAUUUAACACAAUCAUUAGUCGUUUGGUAUUAUUCAUAUCAAUCACGUGAAUUGCAUACAAUUUCACAUUAUAAUUCGAUUUUUCGAAUCGGUGGACAUACAUUAUUUUCAAUAAUAUUUGGUUAUAUUCUUUAUGUAUUAUUUGAAGCACCAUCCGUUAAUAUUUGUAAAAUUGCAUUUAAACGAAAUGUUCGACAAACAAUAAAAUCAUCAUCAAUAACAUCCGACGAUCCAAAUAAUAAUAAUAAUGAAUCGAUAGAAUUGAUGGAUAAGAAAAAUUCAUUCAGAAUAAAAAACAAUCAAUGUAAACUUGAUUGAUUAAUGUAAACCAAUGUUAUUUACUAACUAAAUGAUUCAUUGCUGAAUAAUGAUUUUGCUAAUCAAAAUUUUUUUCUCUCUUUCUGAUUGAUCAGGUCCAGAAUAUUGAAAAU